CUUAUACAGUUGUACAUCAACACUACCCCAAAAUCAUGUUCAAUCGCCAAUUUAAUACGUGCAAAAAUUGCUAAUUUCAAAGUCGCUAUUAUACGUCUGUGCUAACACCCUCCAACCAGAGAAAAAAAAAAAUUACGCUUCAAACUAUUUUUCAAAAAUCUUACAGCUCUGAGUGUUAAGCUAAUAUUGUGUAUUAUUUUAUGUUGUACAUUUUUUUGUUGUUUUUCUUUUUAGCAGCUUUCCCAGUAUGGUUUAUGGGCUUGUUUUUGUUUUUUUUUUACUACUGACGCCCAAAGUCAGCUGGGAUGGCCUCGUGUGCACUGAAACACUUAAAACCACAUGACACGCCAUAAAGAGUAAUUGGAAAGGACCAUUAACGCCGCUUGGGGGUCAGGGUCAGUUAGAACCUGCCCCCAGAGAGGUGAAGGAGUUGCUCCGGCCUGGGUGAGGUCAAAGUUCAUGUGCCAGACGCGCCUCCACAGCGCCUGUUUGUGCUUACACCGUUCUUCACUUUUUAAAGAAAUAGUUACGGAUGACGCUGAAUAAAUCUGACUCAAGGUUUGAAAGGAAGGUUUCAAGACUGCGAUAGCGCUUCCCCUUAUAUGUCCUCUGUGCCUCUGCUCUCAUUUCUUCUGUACUUCUCCAUUUAUGUCCUGUGCGCUUUGCCUUUGAUUUGACUUGCUUUCACUACACAUCCUUAAGUCAGGACCACACCUCCAAAUUUGACAGCGAGCAUUCGCUAAUUAGCAUUAGCCUCUAAUGUGUUCAUUCCACUCAUUCCAAUGUCAGCGUUUUCAUUUCCUAGAAAGGUACCGGUCACGAAUAAUCCUCAUGUACUCGACAUCGUUGCAUCGAUGCAGCAAAAUCAAACGACCUAGCACGUGUCCAAAAGGCCUCAGGGAUCCGUCCGCAAACGCUCCACCAAAGUCGUAGCGGGACAAGUGAGCUGCUCCCGGGCCGGGCCAGCCCCUCAAACGUGUGUCAGAUCAGCCGUUACAUGACAAGCUUUGCAGGGGGCCCGGGGCUGUUAUUUUUUCAGGCUGGCCACAAAUUCAGCGACUGCAUGCGACUUUAUCAUGAGACGAACUGGUCCGGUAGGUGUGUGUGUUUGCAUGUGUCUUUGUAUACUUGUGUGCGCACGGUUCCAGGAUUGGAGCCCUCAGCCAAGAACACUCUUGCACUUGAAUCGCACGGGAUGAGGAUGCCAUUGGGCCGGAGAUGAUAAAUGAUAGAGUGGAAACAUCGUAAAAAACACUUCAUCUCUUGUGAUUACUUCGGACAAGAUUUUCUUCAGCAGCGCUGUAGAUAAAUGCAUUGUGAUCACCCGGCGGGAGACGAACCUCAUCCGAAGCUGACAAAUGGCCGCACAGGAGUGCCACCUGACGGCCUUAGUCCUGGUCUCGGUCGUGGCGGCGAUUCUGGGCUCGUUACAGGUGGGCUACCACACGGGGACUGUCAACGCCCCCGCUAAGAUCAUCGAGGAGUUCUUCAACCAGACGUGGAGGCAUCGAUAUAACGAAACCAUGCCAGGCGAGAGCCUCACCCUCCUGUGGUCCCUCUCUGUCAGCAUCAAGGACUUUGGAUCUCUACUGGGCUGUCUGGGUGUCAAAUUCGUAGCUGACAAUUUUGGACGACGUAACUCCAUCCUGAUCGUCAACUGCCUGUCGGUGGUGGGGGCAACCCUGAUGGUGGUGUCCAAAGUCAGCGAAUCCUUUGAGACUCUGAUCCUGGGCAGGCUGCUUUUCGGUCUCUUCUGCGGCCUGGUGAUGAGCCUCAACCCGCUGUACAUCCAGGAGGUGUCGCCCACCCUGUUGAGGGGCGCUUUCGCCACCCUCAACCAGGUGGCCUACGCUUCUGGAAUCCUGCUCGGCAUGGUGUCGGGACUGGAGACCAUGCUGGGCACCAAAGAACUUUGGCCCGUGAUGAUGUCCCUGUCCCUGAUCCCGGCGCUGGUGCAGUACCUCGUCAUGCCUUUCUGCCCCGAGAGCCCUCGCUACCUGCUCAUCAACAAGGGGCAGGAGGACGAGGCCGACGCUGCCCUGCUCAGACUGCGAGGAUGUCCCGAACCGGUGCAGGCCGAGCUGGAGGAGAUGAAAGCUGAGGCGGCGCAUAUUCAGGCGUCCGUCGGAGUCUUGGAUUUUUUCCGGAAGCGAAGCUACAGGCAGCCGAUCAUCAUCGUCCUCUGCGUCAACUUGGGCAGCCAGCUGUCGGGAUUCAACGCGAUCAUCAAUUAUUCCACCAGAAUGUUCCAGGCUAAUUUCGAGGAGGCCAAGUACCUGACUCUGGGCGUUGGCGCCGUCAACGUGAUCUUCACUUUGGUGGCAUUCUUCCUGAUGGAAAAGGCAGGGCGGCGGCGACUGCUCCUGAUGGGCUUCGUCAUCAUCGCCACGUGCAACCUCCUGUUGACCGUCAUCGAUUUACUGGUGCAAACGGUACCCGAGCUGGGGAGCUUUCAGGUCCUGCUGGUGUUCUCCCUGAUCUCGGCCUACGAGCUCGGGCCGGGCCCCAUCUCCUGGUUCAUCGCCGGCGAGCUGUUCGACCAGCCCGGCAGGUCCAUCGGCAUGGCCUACGCCAGCAUGCUCAACUGGGGAGGGAAGUUCCUCCUGGCGCUGCUCUUUCCUCCCAUAUACAAAGUCAUCGGCGGCUUCUCUUACCUCCUCUUCAUGGCCAUGGCUGUGAUGGGCUUUGCCUUCACCUGGUUUCGGGUUCCCGAGACCAAGGGCCGAACUUUCGACGAGAUCGCCGAGGAGUUCCGGGGGGCUGAAAACCUCCCUAUGCACAAUAAGAAUGGAUUCAACACCUUCCACUAAAGCGAACCGUUGGUGUACAGUAUGUCUACGUAUGGUCGGCAGGGGGGGGGGGGGCGUCUCAUCACAGGUGGACUCAGUUGUUUUUGCAACUAUUCCCAAAUGUCACUUCGCUCCACUGGACGUACAAGAAGCCAGGAGGUGCACCGAGGAACUCAUUAAAGACUCAAAACCCGCUAACUGGAACUUUCAUGCUCCUUUAUCUCAAUAGCAUGGACACAUUGCCACCUAGUGGGCAGAAGUAAGCGCUUGAAAACACCAUGCGACAUUCAUUGGUAGUUUUGAAAUCUUUUUGGAGCACCCAAGAGCGUGGUUUGCCCCAAACAAAAAUCAAUUAGGCAGCGCAAAGCACUGAUUUAAAAAAAAAUGACAAUGACAUUGCAGAAUAAUGUGACGAGAAGAACUGAUGACAUGUUUAGCAUUAAACAGAUGGCGCGGCAUGACGAAACAUUUUGGAUGCGUUUAACGUGUCAAUGAUGAAUGGACGACAAAAAGUAGGAAAGAGGCACUGAAAAGAGGAAGGCAAAGAAGGGACACAACAAAAAAAGUGUCAGAACCAAAUAAAGAGACACACUGAAGCGUCACAAGUAGAGUAUGGCAAUACUUCUGAAUACUGGGGCUAAAAAAAAAGCUACAUCUACAAACAUCAAUUCUUAUUACACCCAAAGUAUGAUUAAAGAAGGGGAGCAUGAUUAAAUUGAAAUGAGGAACUUCAAUUAGCGUCAGAUUUUUAGAUAACGCUGGACAGUAAUUAACAGAUACACAAACUUGAUCUCACACGAACAUGAAUAAUGCACUUAAAUAUUGGGAAAUGAAAAAACAAGAAAAGGGCACUCAAGUGACUCAAUUAGAAUGUAUUUCACACAAAAGUUGAGUAAAUGUUGUCUCUUGAUAAUGUCAAUGUUUAAAAAUAAAAUAGUUCAACAGAAUUAGA
Molecule: messenger RNA, 3741 nt
Organism: Hippocampus zosterae (dwarf seahorse)
Lineage: Eukaryota; Metazoa; Chordata; Actinopteri; Syngnathiformes; Syngnathidae
Gene: slc2a1c
Product: solute carrier family 2, facilitated glucose transporter member 1
Exons: 11
Coding region: 1359-2810 (483 amino acids)
Biological process (GO): monosaccharide transmembrane transport
Cellular component (GO): membrane
Molecular function (GO): hexose transmembrane transporter activity
Source: RefSeq, a predicted model, not a curated record